AGCAGAAGCCGCAGGACUAACACUUGCCCACUAGCCCAAGCCCAACUGCUGAUCUGAGAGGGGGAGAAGUAGGAGCCAGAGGAGCCUAACUGAAACUUUGAGUUGAUCUGAGAUCAGACCCGAGUGCCAGCUUUGUGCCCAAGUGGAGAGAACGAUGGUGAAACUGUGGCUGUUGCUCCUGCUGGGGACCCUCUCCGAGUCGGUCACAUUUCCAGAACAAGAGAAAAACCCAAAUUACUGGAGGCGACAGGCCCAGGAGACGCUGAUGAACGCGCUGCAGCUGCAAAACCUCAAUACCAACGUUGCAAAGAAUGUCAUCAUGUUCCUGGGUGAUGGUAUGGGGGUGCCCACAGUUACUGCCGCCAGGAUUCUCAAAGGGCAACUGGCUGGGCAGCCGGGGGAAGAGACGCAGCUUGAAAUGGACAAGUUUCCCCACGUUGCUCUUUCUAAGACCUACAACACCAACGCUCAGGUGCCAGACAGCGCGGGCACAGCCACUGCCUAUCUGUGUGGGGUGAAAGCCAACGAGGGCACCGUGGGGGUCAAUGCCGCUGCUGUGAGGAAUCAGUGUAACACCAGCAAGGGCAACGAGGUGGACUCCAUCAUGAAAUGGGCCAAGCAAGCAGGGAAAUCCGUAGGGGUAGUAACUACAACGCGGAUUAAUCAUGCCACCCCCAGCGCAGCCUAUGCCCACUGUGUGAAUAGAGACUGGUACUCUGACCAAGAGAUGCCCAAGGAGGCCGUGGAACAGGGGUGCAAAGACAUUGCCUGGCAACUCAUGAACAACAUCCCAAAUAUUGAGGUAAUAAUGGGAGGGGGAAGGAAAUACAUGUUCCCUAAAAACACUUCUGAUGUGGAGUACCCCAACGAUGACAAGUCAAGCGGCACCCGAUUGGAUGGACUGAACCUGACCCAAAUCUGGCUGGACCAAAAACCCAAUAAAAAGGCGGCUCGCUAUGUUUGGAACCGGGAACAACUUUUGUCUGUGAAUCCACAAGAAGUAGAUCAUCUGCUCGGUCUGUUCGAGCCGGUGGACAUGCUCUAUGACUUGGAGAGAAAUACGACCAUGGACCCUUCUCUGUCAGAAAUGGUGGAAGCGGCAAUCAAAAUAUUGGGGAAAAACCCAAUGGGAUUCUUUCUCCUUGUAGAAGGUGGAAGAAUAGACCACGGACACCACGAGGGGAAGGCAAACCAAGCGCUGCACGAGGCUGUACAAAUGGACAUCGCUAUUGGAGUAUCAGGGAACAUGACUUCAGUAGAAGACACCCUCACAGUGGUCACUGCCGAUCACUCCCACGUCUUCACCUUCGGAGGUUACACUCAUAGAGGAAACCCAAUCUUUGGUUUGGCUCCAGUUCCCAGUGACGUGGACCAAAAACCUUUCACUUCCAUCCUCUACGGGAACGGCCCAGGCUACAAACUGGUCAACGGCCAAAGGGAGAACGUCUCCACUGUGGAUUUUUCUCACCCCAACUACUUGGCCCAGUCGGCGGUUCCCCUGCGCAUGGAGACCCACGGGGGGGAGGACGUGGCUGUGUUUGCCAAGGGCCCGAUGGCCCACCUGCUGCAUGGAGUCCAUGAACAGAACUAUAUCCCCCAUGUAAUGGCUUAUGCCUCGUGUAUUGGGCAGAACCAGGACCACUGUACGUCCGGCAAAGGAAACAACGGCGCCAGAACUUCUCUGAUUCUCGUCUCUGUUCUGCUGCCCCUCUUCUCCCUCCAGCUCUUCUAUUAAUGAGACCAAGCGCAACAGAAAUGAACUACCUCCACUCACACAAAUCCUGUCGUCCCUGAUGGACAAUGGACUCAUCCCAGAACCGAGGGGGUUGCACUGAACGGGGGGCUAAGGUGCAGACCCCAAUGCUCCUUUAUUAAUUCAUGGUGUACCCUGCUUGUCUCCCCUCCAGUACAUCACCCCCUCUGCCCUGCACCCCAUUUCCCCCAGCACCCCCCCCCCCCUUGUACAUAUCCCAGUGGUCUCGGUGCUGAAGCCCCACAUUCCUAAAAUGUUUGGCCAUUUAAUAAACAUCUCCAGCCCCACAGGCCCAGAUCCCAGGAGGAAUUUCACAGGAUGAAUUUAGUCUGUCCAACGAAUAACCCAGAGAUGAGUCACAUUGAGUUGUAUGGGGCCGGUCACACUAGGGAUCUUGAGUAGAGCUGAAUAGAAGCUGCAACUGCCUCAGCCCAUGACUAGAAAUAAAGCCUCCCCCCCUAUUUCUGUGAGGGCACAAGGGCAGUACCCCCCGAAUUCCAUUUCACGUUAUAGUCACUUAUAUUAUAUUGUUAUAUUACAAUACAGGAAAUUGCAUCUUUGGGGGUAAUUAAAGGUAUUUGAUAGUCAAAGAGAGGAACUGCCUAAAGUCAAUGUGAGUGGGGGUGCAAAUGAACCCCUUUACUGAUACAUUGAAUUAUUAGGGGACAACCAGACUGAAGUCAUUGACGGGGCAAAAGCGUUUGUAUGUCCACUGACCAAAUUCAUGAAACUCAUUGGCCAGACUGUAGAGGGACAGACCCGCACAGCAGCCAAUCAGUGUUGGACACAGGGUGUUAAAGCUCCAAUCUCUUCUGUAAUGUCACUGAAAUAAAACUCAGUAUCCAAUCAGA
Xenopus laevis (African clawed frog) is the source of this 2604-nucleotide messenger RNA. It is a transcript of the gene alpl.L, whose product is annotated as alkaline phosphatase, liver/bone/kidney L homeolog. The record is from RefSeq and is marked provisional. Lineage: Eukaryota; Metazoa; Chordata; Amphibia; Anura; Pipidae. Gene Ontology annotation, cellular component: plasma membrane. Gene Ontology annotation, molecular function: alkaline phosphatase activity; phosphatase activity.